Mya arenaria is the source of this 3589-nucleotide messenger RNA. Its product is annotated as dnaJ homolog subfamily C member 12-like. The transcript is spliced from 5 exons. Lineage: Eukaryota; Metazoa; Mollusca; Bivalvia; Myida; Myidae. Gene Ontology annotation, cellular component: cytoplasm. The record is from RefSeq and is a predicted model, not a curated record. The coding region runs from base 50 to 607 and encodes 185 amino acids.
UCCAACAAAAACAUUAAAAUUAAAUUUAGAUCAUCCAGCUGUCAAAGUCAUGAAUGAAGCUUUGGAAGACAUACUCAACUUUAAAAAGGACGAUGCAGAGGAUUAUUAUUCUGUCUUAGGAUGUGAUGAAUUGUCUUCUAAGGAGCAGAUUGUUGCGGAAUAUAAAGCAAGAGUGCUGAGCUGCCAUCCUGACAAACACCCUGGGAAUGCAGAGAAAGCUGCAGAGUUUGAGAGAAUACAGACCGCAAAGGAGAUACUGACGGAUGAUGAGCGCCGGCAGAACUAUGACAAGUGGAAACACUCCGGCAUCUCAGUCACCUUCAGCAAUUGGUGUGGCAUGAGAGACGCAGUACACACGUCUAUGCACUGGGCCAGCCCAAAGAAGGAGACAAUGUUGGAGGGAACCGAAUCCCAGCAGCAACAACAACAACAACAGCAGCAGGAGGGACAGGGUACCAACAUUAUACAAGUGGACGAGAACCAGGAACCAGCACACCCUGAUUUUCUUGGAGCAGCCAAGUUGGAUGAAGCCAAGAGAGCAGAUUUUGGGUGGAAGAGAGAGCCAGCGUCUGACGUGUUAAGGAGGUUCAGGAAUUAUGAGAUAUAAUCUCCAGUUACAAGAUCGGCAUUUAGAAAUUGCCAAAAAGACAUUUUACAGAACUCUUGUAGUGGCCAAUGUUUCCAAUUUAAGCAAAAAUAUACAUGAGUAUCAUUUUGAAAUAGUUUCAAAUAAAACUUUGUACUGUAUUUGAAAUACUUUUAAAAUUUUAGAAGCCAAUGGUGAUUUUGUCUACUGGUAGUGCCAACAUUGAACUAUAUUGUAACAGAAGAACAUUUGCUUGCAUGUAGUUAAACUGUUGUAAAAGUUAACAAGUAUUGUUAUUAUAAAUCAUUGUUUUUGUGUGUAUGGAAUUUGAGAGAUCGGUUUCUUGCAUACCAGAUAGGAAUUUCUGUUGUUUCUACCAGUGCCAGAUGAUUUGAUCUUUAACAUCCCCAUAUAAGUUGAGUCGCGCAAAAAAUACACAUAACAUAAUCAUUUAAUCAUUUUGGUUGGCUUUUUAAAAUAUAAUAGCAGAUUAUAAAAUAAAAAUUGUUUACACCCGGAGUAGGCAAGCAAUACUAGUUAUUACAGCAUGUUGUUCUGUUCUUAAUUAAGGGAUUAAACAUUCUGACCUACCAACAAAAGUGUGGAAGGGAACAGGCAAAGACUUUUUAAGGAUGGCCUUAUUUAAAAGUUAUGAUCAUUUUUAGGUUUUUAUACCCAGGUAUUUGUUUUAUAUAUUUAUAUACAUGUAUUUGAAGACAUGACUAUUAAAUACUGAAUAUAAUUUUACUUAAAUUGUACUUAUUUAGUAUUAAGAUAAUGUUUGUUAAGUUUUGUUGAUAUUGUUAUAUAUUUUGCAUACAUUCCAUUUUUUCUAGUCAUUUAUUUAAAGGUUGGCAUUUAAAUUUUAGUGAUUUAACCUUUUUAUGUAUAUUAUGCAAAAAGUAUUUUUCUAUCUCAAAAUAUCUUAUUCUCAUUCCGGCAUGUACUUUAGACAAAAUUUUAUUCUACAGUGAAUCUAAACUUGAUACUUCUGGUAAUAGUAAACCAGAUACUAAUCUAGGAAGAAGAGCCUUUAAAACUUUUUAACAGGUCUUAAUUUUGAUAGAAUUGUGAUUUAAAAGUUUGUCGACAUUCAGAUGUUUGGGUUACUGGUUAUCUCCUGUCUUGAGUGAAAUUGCAUGUCGUAACAUGGUGUUGUUUAUCUUUGUAUAAUUAGUACCAUUAUUUCUCAUUUUGAAAAAAUACUAAUGUUUUUUUUUUCUAUUUUACUAUCUUUGAAUACUUGGUGUUAAAUUUGAACUGUGAAAAGCAUACAUUUUUUUUUGUAAAAUCUGUGAUAAAUCAAUCCUGCCAUACUUUUACUGUCCAAUCAGUUUCUAUUGACAAAGAGAUUCAGAGGCAUUAUUUAUUCCUCUUAUCAAAUGAAUGAUCUGAUUUUGGUAAUCUUUUUAACUUACAUUUCUCUCUGUCAAGUGAUAAGAUCAUAUACAUGUAUUAGAUUUAGUCAGUUGGAUACCGACCUAGUAAGAGCUUGGUUUUCUUCAAAAUUUUAUAAAAUCAAUUCAGCUUUUUAUCCUCUGCCAAACCAAAGGUUUCGUGAUGCCUGAUGGGGAUAUUGUUUUGGCUUUGUCUGUCCUUUUUCUUUCUUUUCGAAACCAUAUCUUGGUUGUGAUAGGUAAGAUAACGUUCUUCUUGAUGAAAUCUCCACUGCUUGUGAAAGUGGGUCACAUUGGGUCAAAAACUAGGUCACUGUAGGUCAAAUGUUAUAAAACCAUUGGAGAAAUUAUAUUUGGUCCAAUAUUCAUGAAACUUAUUCAUUGAAACCAUAUCUUGGUUGGGAUUGGUUAGAUUAUGUUCAAACUUGGUCAAAAUAUUCCCCUUGAUCAAGUCCCAAUCCCUUGUUUAAAUAAAUCACAUGGGGUCAAAAACAAGGUCAAAUCUCAGAAAAUUCUCUUAAACACACAAGAGGUGUUGUAUUUGGUCUACUAUUCUUCAAAGUUAAUCAAAUGUUUGGCCUUGAUGAACUCUCAGAUAAAUUUAUAACUGGGAUACCGGGACAUGUGAUAAAAAAAAUUAGGUCUCUAGGUCAAAUAUUGGUAUUGAUAAGUCAAACUUUUUCAAACGGUGGGCAGAUUGUUCUCCUAGAUGUAAUAUUGACAGAUUUUUAAAACAGGUCACAUUGGAUCAAAAGCUAGGUCAAAAAGUAAAAUCUUCGAGAAAACAUUGGAAGAAACAGAGGUUAUAUAUCAGCUCCAAUCUUCAUAAAACUUAAGCAUAAUAUUUGCUUAAUGUCCAAUGACUUCUUGAAAUAGAUUGAAACUAGGUCACAUGGGGUCAAAUCUUAGAAAAACCUUUGGAACAAUCUUGAGGUUAUAUUAUUGCAAUAGUUCUUGUAAAACCUUCAUGAAACUUAAAUGAAAUAUUUCAUUAGUCUGAAACUGUGGAACGUGGGGUCAAAAACUAGGGUACUAGGUCAAAACUAAAUGCUACACUAUAAAGAUAUUCUUAUUUCAAACAGUUGCAAACAAACUCAAAUCUCAUAUCCAACAUUCGUAAGAGUCCAUCACUUGCAGCGAUAUUGCAUGAUAUUGUUGGAAUAUUCCAUUAACACAUGAUUUCCAUUCCAUCUUCUUUGCCUACGGUAAUCAAUCAGUGUAUAUCAAUUAAAAAAAAAAUGCUUGUUCCAAUUAACAGACAGCAACAGAUUCUCAUUUGAACAGUAUUGUAGUGGGUUUUUAAAAAAAUAAGAUUACACCUUUUUGAGGCAAAAUGAGGCAAUUUCUUCCAAUGUUCAAAUAUUGAUCAAUCUUAUUAUGAAGUCUUCCUGACAAAUACAUGCAAAAUUUAAAUUUUCUUACUGUAUAAAAUAUGUGCCCCUUCAAAGAUACUGCGGUGUUUCUAGUAGAGAACAUUAGGAAAUAAGCAAACCUGUUGUUUUUUUAAAUAAAAAAGUUUUUUUUAUUUUGUUUUGUUUUUUAGGGAUUGUUCAAGAUAAAGAUGUACAUUUAUGCUUCAAUGUCUAUAAUAAAUAUACCAAAGCCA